AGGAGGCGGACUCUGGGCCGCGGCCCCAUUCAUUGCCGCGGCCGGCCGGGCGGGGGUUCAGUAUUUUACGAGUUAUGGAGGCGCUAAUUCCUGUAAUCAACAAGCUCCAGGACGUAUUCAAUACGGUGGGCGCCGACAUCAUCCAGUUGCCUCAGAUUGUGGUGGUGGGAACGCAGAGCAGUGGAAAGAGCUCAGUGCUAGAAAGCCUAGUGGGGAGGGACCUGCUUCCCAGAGGCACUGGUAUUGUCACCCGGAGACCUCUCAUUCUGCAGCUAGUCCAUGUUUCACCCGAAGAUAAACGAAAAACAACAGGAGAAGAAAAUGACCCUGCUACAUGGAAAAACUCAAGACACCUUUCUAAAGGGGUUGAAGCAGAAGAAUGGGGUAAAUUUCUUCACACCAAAAAUAAGCUUUACACAGAUUUUGAUGAAAUUCGACAAGAAAUUGAAAAUGAAACAGAAAGGAUUUCAGGAAAUAAUAAGGGAGUAAGCCCUGAACCAAUUCAUCUUAAGAUUUUUUCACCUAAUGUUGUCAAUCUGACACUUGUGGAUUUGCCAGGAAUGACUAAGGUACCUGUAGGUGAUCAACCUAAGGAUAUUGAGCUUCAAAUCAGAGAGCUCAUUCUUCGGUUCAUCAGUAAUCCAAAUUCCAUUAUCCUUGCUGUCACUGCUGCUAAUACAGAUAUGGCAACAUCAGAGGCACUUAAAAUUUCAAGAGAGGUAGAUCCAGAUGGUCGCAGAACCCUAGCUGUAAUCACUAAACUCGAUCUCAUGGAUGCGGGUACUGAUGCCAUGGAUGUAUUGAUGGGAAGGGUUAUACCAGUCAAACUGGGAAUAAUUGGAAUAGUUAACAGGAGCCAGCUAGAUAUUAAUAAUAAGAAGAGUGUAACUGAUUCAAUCCGUGAUGAAUAUGCUUUCCUUCAAAAGAAAUACCCAUCUCUGGCCAAUAGAAAUGGAACAAAGUAUCUUGCCAGGACUUUAAACAGGCUACUGAUGCAUCACAUCAGAGAUUGCUUACCAGAGUUGAAAACAAGAAUAAAUGUUCUAGCUGCUCAGUAUCAGUCUCUUCUAAAUAGCUAUGGUGAACCUGUGGAUGAUAAAAGUGCUACUUUACUCCAGCUUAUUACCAAAUUUGCCACAGAAUAUUGUAACACUAUUGAAGGAACUGCGAAAUAUAUUGAAACUUCAGAGCUAUGCGGUGGUGCUAGAAUAUGUUAUAUUUUCCAUGAGACUUUUGGGCGAACCUUAGAAUCUGUUGACCCACUAGGUGGCCUUAACACUAUUGACAUUUUGACUGCCAUUAGAAAUGCAACUGGUCCUCGUCCUGCUUUGUUUGUGCCUGAAGUUUCAUUUGAGUUACUAGUCAAACGGCAAAUCAAACGUCUGGAAGAGCCCAGCCUCCGUUGUGUGGAACUGGUUCAUGAAGAAAUGCAAAGGAUCAUUCAGCACUGUAGCAAUUACAGUACACAGGAGUUGUUGCGGUUCCCUAAACUUCAUGAUGCCAUAGUUGAAGUAGUGACUUGUCUUCUUCGUAAACGGUUGCCUGUUACAAAUGAAAUGGUCCAUAACUUAGUGGCAAUUGAAUUGGCUUAUAUCAACACAAAACAUCCAGACUUUGCUGAUGCUUGUGGGUUAAUGAACAAUAAUAUAGAGGAACAAAGGAGAAACAGGCUAGCAAGAGAAUUACCUUCAGCUGUAUCACGAGACAAGUCUUCUAAAGUUCCAAGUGCUUUGGCACCUGCCUCCCAGGAGCCCUCCCCUGCUGCUUCUGCUGAGGCUGAUGGCAAGUUAAUUCAGGACAGCAGAAGAGAAACUAAAAAUGUUGCAUCUGGAGGUGGUGGGGUUGGAGAUGGUGUUCAAGAACCAACAACAGGCAACUGGAGAGGAAUGCUGAAAACUUCAAAAGCUGAGGAGUUACUAGCUGAGGAAAAAUCAAAACCAAUUCCAAUUAUGCCAGCCAGUCCACAAAAAGGCCAUGCUGUGAAUUUGCUGGAUGUGCCAGUACCUGUUGCACGAAAACUAUCUGCCCGUGAACAGCGAGACUGUGAAGUUAUUGAACGACUCAUCAAAUCUUAUUUUCUUAUUGUCAGAAAGAAUAUUCAAGACAGUGUGCCAAAGGCAGUAAUGCAUUUUUUGGUUAAUCAUGUAAAAGAUACUCUUCAGAGUGAGUUAGUAGGACAGCUGUAUAAAUCAUCCUUAUUGGAUGAUCUUCUGACUGAAUCUGAGGACAUGGCACAGCGCAGGAAAGAAGCAGCUGAUAUGCUAAAGGCAUUACAAGGAGCCAGUCAAAUUAUUGCUGAAAUCCGAGAGACUCAUCUUUGGUGAAGAGAACUAUGUCAUACUGAGACUUCACUGACUUGCUAGUUACUGCCUACUUGAGUAGAAUUUUAUUUAUGAACUCCUGUGUAUUGCAAUGGUAUGAAGCUGCUCAUGUGAAGACUGGCUAUAAACUGAAAAUUAUACUCUGUAUUGCAGAACGAAUCACACAUUUAAUCCAAAUAAUAAAUGGCUGUUUCUAAAA
This is a messenger RNA of Mesoplodon densirostris (Blainville's beaked whale), 2520 nucleotides long. RefSeq names its product dynamin 1 like (gene DNM1L). The transcript is spliced from 21 exons. Bases 75 to 2324 code for a protein of 749 amino acids. Gene Ontology annotation, biological process: mitochondrial fission; mitochondrial fragmentation involved in apoptotic process. The record is from RefSeq and is a predicted model, not a curated record. Gene Ontology annotation, cellular component: microtubule; membrane; cytoplasm. Lineage: Eukaryota; Metazoa; Chordata; Mammalia; Artiodactyla; Ziphiidae. Gene Ontology annotation, molecular function: GTPase activity; microtubule binding; GTP binding.